Messenger RNA from Lecanosticta acicola, 1320 nucleotides. Lineage: Eukaryota; Fungi; Ascomycota; Dothideomycetes; Mycosphaerellales; Mycosphaerellaceae. The record is from the annotation of a GenBank genome assembly.
AUGUUGCCCAAGGACGACACUGAGAUCGAGACGACCCCGAUAAGUCAUGAAGAGCGGCCUACACGAGAGGAUGCGGAUCUAGACAUCAAGUCUAGUUCAAGUCCAUGGAGCUGCUCACGGUAUGCCGGAAGCUUGGGCUUCAACAUCGCCCCUUUCAUCUUGCUAGCACUCUACUCAACUCUUAGCAAGCUUUUGGUAGCUAACAUCGAUUCUUCCAUGGUCGUCACCACGAAUACUUACACCUACAUUGGAGUUGUAUCAGAUAUUCUUAACGAAGGCCUACCAAGAGCCGCCUAGAAUGUCAUCGGCGACAACUCAAGUGGAGCACUAGCCGCUCGCCACGGUCUUUCUUACACGCUCAUCAUCGUCCAGAGCAGCCUCGGUCUGAUCAUGUCCAUUACCUUUGUAGCUGCCGCUCAGCAGUUCGCAGAUGCUUUUGUUCCUUAGGAAGUUCGGCAGGCGUCUUUGACGUACGUUAGAAUUUCCGCUUUUUCGGCGCUCAGCUCCGCUAUUGAGACGGCCGUUGCGGCAUCUACGAGGGCUUUGGACAAGUCUGAUGUUCCGCUUAUCAUCAGCUCUGUCAAUUUUGCUGUUGAUAUCGUGUUGGAUAUGAUCGUCAUCUCCAAGUUCCUGUCAACACUCAGGCCGCGACGCAGCUUGCUUGCGGUCAGGUCGCGUCAUUCGCAGGACUGGUGUAUUUUCCUAUGGACAACGAAGCGCAAGAAUCCUCCGAUAGGCUCAGAAGCUGCAGUCGACUACGGCAAGCCGAGCUGGCAAGCGCUUGUAAUUCUUGCCAGACCCGGUGCUUUUACCUUCGCGGAAUCGGCCGUUCGCAAUGCUCUCUAUCUUUGGCUUGUCAGCGGCAUCGUCGCUAUGGGCUCAGACUACGCUACCGCUUGGGGCGUCUUCAACACCAUCCGAUGGGGCCUUGUGAUGGUACCUGUACAGGCACUCGAGGCAACAUCCUUAGCCUUUGUUGGACAUGCCUGGGGCUCUUGGAGACGGGAAGCUGGAACCACUAAUGGCCUUGCAGAAGCUUCCUCGAGACAUCUUUCAAAGAUUGCCCGCCCGGCAUUCAUAUCGUGCCUGAUCGGCUUGGCGGUAGAAGUGCCUCUAUGCCUCUUCCUCUCUUUCUACGGCGCUCGCCGCUUCGCAUAUUACCUUUCUGGAUCUAUCCCGGCCUCACUGAUCACGGAGGAGAUGUGGAAGACGAUCGACUGGUGUUACAUAUUCUACGCUCUUUCGACGCAAUUGGCUAUGAUACUGCUCUCGACGAAGCCACGCUGGUACCUCUACCCCUACCGUGGGCCGUCGCUGUGA